Messenger RNA from Silurus meridionalis, 4348 nucleotides. RefSeq names its product sushi domain containing 6 (gene susd6). NCBI's taxonomy places the organism in Eukaryota, Metazoa, Chordata, Actinopteri, Siluriformes, Siluridae. The transcript is spliced from 7 exons. The coding region runs from base 250 to 1317 and encodes 355 amino acids. The record is from RefSeq and is a predicted model, not a curated record.
AAGGUAGGGUAGGGUAGGGUGGAAAGCCUGCUGGUCGGCAUUCAACGCUCGCGCAGCCCGGAAGGCUAGCGGAUUGUCCCGGAUGAUUGGAGGAACAAAAAGAAAAGAAAAUUAAAUCAAUCUUUUCCGUACUCAAACCGAUCAUUCCGACUGAUUAAAUAAGUUCCAUGACCCGGGGGUGAACAGGACGGCUUUUCCCACUGACUGGUUCAGCCGGAGCAGACUCGAGCCGUGCAGCAGGACUGAAAGAUGUGCGAUGGGAUGGCCACGCGUUCACACGCUCUGGUGAUCGUGGCACUGCAGCUGCUCGUCUUUCUCACCGCGCUACCCGCAGGCCAGGCCUCAGGUUGCUCCAGGCCAUCAGCAGUGCUUCAUGGUCGAGGAAACCUCACGGAGACGAACCGCGGCUUCUUCCCCGCAGGCACAGUGCUGCAGUACAGCUGCGAUUCAGGAUACACACUGAGCGGCGAAAGCGUCAUCACAUGCACCGCACCGGGACGCUGGUCCUCCGCCACUCCACACUGCCUCAAAAACGAUGUGUGUCGUCCUCCCAGUGAGCCGGAGAAUGGGGGUUAUAUGUGCCACCCCUCCCCUUGCCCCAGACUGAUUGAAGGCACAGUGAUCGAGUAUUUUUGUGAUGAAGGCUACACGCUGAAGGGAUACAGGUACCACACAUGCAGGAACGGAGACUGGGACUCGGCAGCACCCAUCAUCUGUCACCUGGGACAAGGAAAGGAAGAGCGCUCUACUCUGGGUAUGCCAGCUCUCUCGAUUGUGGCCUCCACUGCCAGCUCUGUGGCUCUCAUCCUGCUGCUGGUUGUCCUCUUUGUCCUUCUGCAGCCCAAACUCAAAUCCUUCCAUCACAGCAGGCGUGAGCAGGGUGUAUGUGGUCAGGCCGGCUCUAUGGUUGUUGAAGGAGUUCAGGUCUCCCUUCCAUCCUACGAGGAGGCGGUGUACGGCAGCGGUGGAGCAGCAGCUCCUCCCCCGGAGUCUCGAGUAAACAUUGUGCUCUCCGAGGGGCCACAGACUGAACCUCCAGCUUCAGAGCUCGGCCAAUCCAGACCCGAGCACAGUCUCCCCUCCACCUCCGCCUCUGCCUCCUCACGCUCCUGUCACGCCGAGACAGUGCUCGUUCACCAGGACCCCUCUUCCUCCUCUCCGUCCCCCUCCUCUUCCUCCACCACCUGGGUGUCGGAGCAGCGCGGGGCUGCGGCGGCGCGUAGGCCGAGCAGCACGAGCAGUGACCAGCGCAGCCUGCUCUCCCUCACCUCCGUAGAGGAAUAUGGAGACGAUAUUCCUCUGCUAAAGGAGGCCUGAGAGCAGCACGCAGCAUCCUCCUGUCUGCGGAUGAUGACCAGGACUGUGGCUUCUUAAACUCCUUAAGCUUUUUACCAAACCCUUCCCCCCCAUUGCUGCCGUACAGAAUGCAGGAGUAACCAAAUGCCUCUCGAUUGACCGCCCUUUCACCUCUCGACAAACUGUCUUUCUCUCUAUCGUGUCACUGUUAAACACCGCCAUCACACUCCCACCGUCUCCCUCCACCGACUGCUGUACAAUAUACAGGAUUAGGAAUAAAUGCUUCCUGAGUCUAACACAUCCAUACACACCCCUCCUCAACCAAACGAACCACCACCACCACCACCAAACAGAUCGUCCCAAGCGGUGUUCCUAAAAGCAGUUGCACUCGUAAAAGCCUUCAUCUUCUGAUAGCUGUCUAACCCACAAUGCGGUUUCUAUGUAAACGUCGGUCGAUCGGUGACCGAGGUUUACCGAAUCAGGUUCUUUUUUUUUUCUUUUCUUUUUUAAAUGCUGCAUGAUAUCUGUGCAUUUAGAGGUUUUUUGUUUUGUUUUUUGUUUUAACCCCAAAGUAGCGCACACGCACUAGAACACGCAUGCUGCACAGGACGGGACGAGUCGACAUACAGGGAUGAACUGGUUUACAUAGUACUGUAUACAAAGACAUGCUUGCCUUUCUUUUCGCUGCAAUCUGUGUGUGUGUGUGUGUGUGUGUGUGUGUGUGUGUGUGUGUGUGGUUUGACAGAAUGAAGAGGGCUGAAAUGAGUUGAUUUUUUUCUUUUAAGAGCAUUAGGAAUUUUUAUUUAUAAUUUUUUUUUUUUUAUCCUCCCAGAUAACCAGAUCAUAUCAUAAUCUUUAGGUUUGUUGCUUUUCAGAUGUCCUAAAUGAUUACAUUUGAAAUGUCCAGGGGUGGACAGAUCACUAGCUUAGACGCCAGUCCUUCAGGGGUAUUUUUGUUUUGUUUGUUUUUGUUUUUUUGUUUAGUUACCCAAAAAAAGGUAGAAAAAAUAGACACUUCCUGAACCCAGCACACCUCGAGGAGGGUUUGCAGGGUUCUUGUGAUGUGUCUUUCUGAACUGUAAAUCAUCCAAGAAUUUACUUUGUGCAAUAUAAUAGGAAUAUCGUAUCUUUUUUUUUUUCUUCAUCAAAUGAAGCACCGUUUUCAUCCGAUGUGUUCUAAAGAACACAAUAGCAACUUUAUGGGACACUGUCUUUCCAAACAUGUCUCCCCUUUUCUCUCUUUGCCACUUUAAAUUUUUUAAUUAAAUAAUUUUUUUUUUUUUUGCCAAUUAACCAAUCACAUGAUUUGUUGAGGCAAUAAUCACAUGAUCAUAUUUUUAUGUUAAUCUAAGUGUCCUACAGAAUGAAUUCGUACCGAAUAAUUUAUGUAAUAUUUAUAUUAUUUAUAUAUAAAAUAUAUAUUCUGUUUUAUGAGCAUUUUGUAGAGUUUAUUUGCAUUUGGCGUUUCCAAAAUUUUCCCACAAUCGGCGAAGGAAUCUCUGGAGGGAAACAUAGAUAAUAUAGUGUACUCACAGAUCAUUAAUCAGGAUUGUGGGUUUUUUCCCCAGAAUACACAAACACUUUGCAAAAAAGAAAAAAUAUUAUAUAUAUUUUAAGGCUGUCAAUUAAUUAAAAUAUCAAAUUGCGAUUGUCAUGAUUAAUUGCAACUUAAUCACACAUCUUUUAUCUGCCCUAAAUAUACCAUAAAUUAUUACUUUUUCAAGUUUUUAAUCUAAUCAACAUGCGCAUGGACAACUAUAGAGGCUUUAUGCAAAUGUAUGUUUAUUACUACUGAAACCGAACUCAACACCGAGCAUGACGACUAAAUAUCCUUGUAAAUUAUUCAUUAUUCAUUACAGUGAUUUAAAUGACGUAAAUCAUCAGGACAACGAACGAAACCUUUGCUAUGUUUCCACACGGACGGUUUUAAUUGCCGCACGUAGGCGACGUGGCUGAUUUUGGUGCGCGAUUUGUUUCUUUUUCUUUUGGUGUUAGUUUUUUUUUCAUAUCAGAAAGAAAGCCGUCACAAACAAAUGUUGCGUAAGGUUUUAAUUUCGCUUCUUUGAUAUUUAUUUAUAUUUUUAAUAAAAAUGGUCAUACAGAAAUGCGUUAAUAAAAUCGGUGUUGUUAAAAUUAAUUUGCGUGAACACGUUCAUUUUGGCAGCCCUUAAUUAAUUUAUAUAUAUAUAAAUACAUAUAUAAACAGAGACAAGAAGUAGAUGAUGGCAAAAAUCUUCGCGACAGACACGUAUAAAUACUCGUAUAAAUACUAAUGCUACCUAAAAGCCUGCAUUUUUUUCCCUGUAUGUUUUUUGGAACGUAAUUACGCCAACUUGCUGUUUAUUUCGAUCACAAAUCUUUUCAUCCUAAUUAAUUAAGUUUAAAGUUUAAUUGUAUGAUUUGUCCACCCCUUAACUAUAAAAGCUCUCGGUUGUGUGUGUGUGAUUAAUUAGUGAUCAUCAGACGAGUUUAUAACGUAGUGAUGAAACUAGUCAUUACAAAAUCAAACACACACACACACACACACACACACACACACACACACUAAUUAUUUGGGUUUGCCUGAUUUGCAUCAGGUAAGUAAAGGUUGUGUAUGUGUGAACAGAUGUUUUUUUUUUCUGCAAAAAGUCUCACGGAAGACAAAGCCGAGCUUUCGCCUUAAUAGACUUGUACAUUUCAUUAUUUUUGUAAUCCCGUUCCUUCCGUCUUCAGUCGUCCUUCGAGACUUUACCUUUUUAUUUCCUAUGCAUUAACAGUCUUACGGCUUUUUCAGAAGGUGUCGGGUUCUUUCUUUCUUUUUUUCCCCCUCAGACUCUUUUUUAUUUUUUCUCUUCAUCAUGGACUUUUGAUGUCUGAAGUUCAUCAGUUCUAUCAGUUGUUAAAAUCCUGGACAUCAUAGUUUUUCCAUCUCAUCCUACCCUUUUUUUUUUUUUCUUCUGUACAUUGCAGUGGGUGUGAAGAUAGUAUUUUAAUAUUUGUAUAAAGUUUAAUUUAAUUCUACAGUUUGUGUGUAUAUAACUAUUUCUAAUUAAAGCUUCCUUUUAAAGUGCAA